Messenger RNA from Schizophyllum commune H4-8, 837 nucleotides. RefSeq lists its product as uncharacterized. The transcript has 3 exons. The record is from RefSeq and is a predicted model, not a curated record. Bases 1 to 837 code for a protein of 278 amino acids. NCBI's taxonomy places the organism in Eukaryota, Fungi, Basidiomycota, Agaricomycetes, Agaricales, Schizophyllaceae.
AUGCUCAAGCAGAAAGACUUCCUCACCUAUCCUCCCGGUACCCGCAUCGCUCCAGAGGAGGCUGACGAGGAUACGAAGAGGCUCGCCGUCUUUGGCGAGUGGCAGCGGUUCUACUUCGAACCAGCUCUCGAGAAGCUAGGAACCAACGGCUUCUCCAGAAGAGCAGCGCGGAGAGUGCUGCACCUUUCGUACGAUUUUUUGCAGUUCGAGGAGGUGAUGAAGCGGCAGAGGUUCUACCUCCCUUUGCAGGCGGAGCAGCAGCUGCGCGAUACGACCAUCCAGAUGUUGACCGUCGCGGGCAAGUACUGGGCCGACUACUACAACAAGCUGGAGAGGGGCUGUCUGGAAGGGCCAUUGGUCGCUAUAGGACCAGAUGACAUGCCUGCAGCGUUGGGCCGGUUUACCAAAAUGAAGCUCGACGCAUUCACUUUGUGGGCGCGCCUGACGCUAGCUGCAAGAUACCCAAGAUACUGGCUGAUUCUCCGAAUAGCGUUGUUCCAUUACUUCCGCGAUGAAGGGAUUUGGCCUUCUGCAAACUUCCGCGACGUGCAUCGUUGGAGGGACCGCUUCUACGUUAUGGAGCGCUGCCUUUGGCCCGACUUUAGGAACCACAAAUUUAUGAAGGACCCCGUCACUAAAGGAGGAGCUGUUGGACGACAUAAUGCGAAGCUAUUCUCCAAAGCGUGCGCCAUGCUCGACACCGAGGCCAUCAUUUCGUGCCUUGUUAGCAACGUUACUUCGCUCGUCGAUGACUGCCCGUGCUGGGCAGAAAUUGACGAUGCUGGCGCCGUGCAAGCAGUCUGGGCAUUCUUGGAGAUGCUCAAUCCGCGAUUUUAA